Toxotes jaculatrix (banded archerfish) is the source of this 2219-nucleotide messenger RNA. It is a transcript of the gene abhd16a, whose product is annotated as abhydrolase domain containing 16A, phospholipase. The record is from RefSeq and is a predicted model, not a curated record. Gene Ontology annotation, molecular function: monoacylglycerol lipase activity; glycerophospholipase activity. Gene Ontology annotation, biological process: monoacylglycerol catabolic process; phosphatidylserine catabolic process. Gene Ontology annotation, cellular component: endomembrane system. NCBI's taxonomy places the organism in Eukaryota, Metazoa, Chordata, Actinopteri, Toxotidae. The transcript is spliced from 20 exons. Bases 34 to 1665 code for a protein of 543 amino acids.
AGUACAGGCUUCCGUAGUCGUCUUAGUGGAAGAAUGGCUGGCUGGUUGUGGCUUCGCUGUGUUUUAGGGCCUCAUCUGCAACGAAUCCACCGCUCACCGGACCAGUCUCGAAACGAAGCCCGAGGCGGAAGACGGGGAUGGAACUACCAACCCAGGACUCUGGAGAAACACACUGACAACAUCCUCGGCUGGGCUUCAGUACUGUGGUCUCUGUCCUACUACAGCUCUCCUCUUCUCCUCUGUUAUCUGUACAGGAAAGGUUACAUCUGCAGUAGUAAGUUGGUUCCAGUGAGUCAGUAUGUGGGAACCAUGCUGGUGUGUCUUCUAGGAGUGGCCUGUCUAAGAGGGUGGGGAAGAUGGAAGAACUCUGAGUAUGUUCAAUUUAUCUCCAUUCUUGAAGAAACCAAGAAGAAUCACACACCAGCAAACAAGAAAAAACUGAGAUGUUAUGACUUUGACUUCUUGCACUGGCCUUCAGAUUUCAGCUGGGCAGAAGUCAGCAAUCCGAAACUGUCCAAGGCUGGUGUUUCUCUGCUGAAGCCAGAGCCCAGAUUAAGAGGAGCAGCAGACAGUGUGCUCAACUCUGUGCGUACUCUACCAUGCCACAUCAUCAGUUUUCUCAUUGCUCACUCAUUUGGGAGGAGGAUGCUGUACCCUGGCUCUGUGGGUUUACUGCAGAAAGCCAUGAAGCCCAUGCUCCAGCAAGGCCAGGCUAGGUUAAUUGAAGAGUUUGAUGGCCAAAGGAACAAGCUUGUGGCCUGUGAUGGUAAUGAGAUUGACACAAUGUUUGUGGAUCGAAGGAGAGACGGGGGACAGAACGGCCAGACUCUGGUCAUCUGCUGUGAGGGGAACGCAGGCUUCUAUGAGGUGGGCUGCAUGAACACUCCACUGGAGGGUGGCUACUCUGUACUGGGCUGGAACCACCCUGGCUUUGGAGGCAGUACGGGUGUGCCGUUCCCCCAGAAUGAGGCCAAUGCCAUGGAUGUAGUGAUCCAAUUUGCAAUACAUAAACUGGGCUUCAAGCUCAGCGACAUAGUCGUAUACGCCUGGUCCAUAGGAGGGUUCACAGCCAGCUGGGCAGUGAUGUCAUACCCAGAGAUCCAAUCAUUAGUGUUGGAUGCUUCCUUCGAUGACCUCCUGCCUCUGGCCCUAAAGGUCAUGCCCGACAGCUGGAGACCAUUGGUACAGCACACAGUUAGGCAGUACAUGAACCUCAACAACGCAGAGCAACUUCUCAAAUACCAGGGACCAGUCCUGCUUAUCAGGAGAACCAGAGAUGAGAUCAUCACCACAACGGGUCCAGAGGACAUCAUGUCCAACAGAGGCAACGACCUCCUGCUCAAACUGCUACAGUUCAGGUAUCCCAAAAUAAUGACAGACGAAGGGAUCAGAGUCGUCAGACAAUGGCUGGGAGCAUCCAAUCACUUAGAAGAAGCAUCUGUGUACAGUGGUUAUGAAGUGGACGAUGACUGGUGUGUGUCUGUGCUGCAGUCGUAUCAAGCUGACAGAGAUGUUAUGUUUCCAUGGAGCGUCGGUGAGGAUAUGACUCUAGAGGGAAGACGGCAGCUGGCUCUUUUCUUGGCACGGAAGUACAUGCGAAACUUUGAAACAACACACUGCACUCCUCUCCCCGCCUCCGAGUUCCACUCACCCUGGAGAUUGUAAAGAAAGAGGAGGAUGGAUGGAUGAGAGGAAAUGAGCAGCAGAGGAUUUGGAUGGCCUAUGGUCAGAGCGUGUUCCUGGCAUGGUGUGAAUGUAUUACUGUGAUUUUGUUCCAGAUCCCCCCCCCCCAAGACAGAUGUGUUGUCAUGCAUAAUGCUGCUGCUGUGGCAUCUGGAAAGAUUUGGUUUACUAUCACCCUCCACCAGCCAAAAACAUGUAAAAUAUGUUAUAUCUUUUUCUUUUAAGGUUAAUGUUUAGUCAUACUUUUCAGUGUUUGUCUCUUUUAAAAGGAAAAAAAAGGAUGCAUUUUAAGUAAAAUGAACAAGCCAUCACUCACUCCUUCCAUUGUUCCCCAUUUGGCUGUAUUUGUAAAGAGACACUUGUAAGUAGAAGUACAUUACUACAAUUUAAUUAAUAUAAAUAAUAAUGAUUAAAUCUUUAAAAAUGCAGCCAAAGUGAUGAUGCUUUUCAGGUUUUUUUUUUUCUUUUCCGUGGCCACUAUCACUCUGAAGAAAGCUGUAUUCUGAAACGAUGCUCUUAGAUGUUCUAUUAAAUAU